AUGACUUGUAGUUAUUACUUCCACGCUAAGGGGAUUACACAUAUCUUCUCGGGGAACACAUUAAUUAGCAUUAACAGAACUUCAUUACGAACUGAACUGAAUCAGCUGAACUGUAGAGCGUGCGAAAGUAUCUCAUGGUAUAGAAUUAAACAAACGUUCGGAAGUCAACAUGAGAAUGAAAAAAAUAAGAAAAUUGUUUCCUAUUAUUAUCAAUUUCCAAGCUCUACGUUUGUAAAUUCGAACCAGAAAGGUUUCAAGAAUAUUGCUGAGCAAUACGGCAUAAAUAUCCUUAAAAUUAAUGGAACAACUGAUAUUAAUUUAAAUGAAAAAAAUACAUUCUGUAAUAAGAGAUUUUUCAGUGGUAGAAGUGGAGGUUUAAAAAGAAGAAAAAAAAGAAAAGAUGAAAGAGUUAUAAAUACCUGUUCAGGUAAAAGACUAGAGUUCUUUUACCCCAAAAAAAAAAGGAGACAACGAAUAGGAUUAAUUCAAAAUAGUAGAAAAAAUAUAGUUUACGAUAAUAUUUUAAAACGGUUUUUAGUUUAUUAUUACAAACAAGGUAUUCAAGUUUUUCGAACUUUUAGUUGUAAAAAAAAAAAAAACUUUGAAUCAGCUAGAAACAAAGCCAUAAUUCUAUCCAAACAGUAUAAUAUAAAAUAUAAAAAACAAAUAGAUAGACAAAACAAAAGUAAUAAAGUACCCCUAAAUAUUACGGAUAGUAGUAAUUUAAGUGCAAAGUAUGAUCACAAUAUAACAAAAAAUGUAAAAAUUGUACCUGAUAAAAACAAAAGUGGAUAUAGAGGAGUCUUUUACGAUUCUUCUCACCAUGCUUAUAUAUGUACCUAUAACGAGUCUGGCAUAAGAAAAUUUCAAAUUUUCAAAAUUCAAAAUAACGAUUAUCUAGAAGCUUACAAUUUAGCUGUUAUGUGUCGAAGAUACAAACUUUUUAAGAAUUUUCAAUUCGUUUCCCAAAGAAAUCGAAUAAGAAGUGGACGCAUACAUCUUAAGUGA
Plasmodium gonderi is the source of this 1008-nucleotide messenger RNA. RefSeq names its product transcription factor with AP2 domain(s). Gene Ontology annotation, molecular function: DNA-binding transcription factor activity. The transcript has a single exon. Lineage: Eukaryota; Apicomplexa; Aconoidasida; Haemosporida; Plasmodiidae. The record is from RefSeq and is a predicted model, not a curated record. Gene Ontology annotation, biological process: regulation of DNA-templated transcription. Bases 1 to 1008 code for a protein of 335 amino acids.